AUGGCCAACACCGAUCGAGGCCAAAGCCUACGCGGUCUCUACUCCUCAACAAGCACCCAGGACCAGCUCCUGUCACCCACCCUCGCCUCAUCAGCCAUGAAAUCGACGGCCAAGAAACCCGGACAGGUCAUGGCCGAUGCAGCCGCGACCGCCGAAUUUAACGAAAAGAGAUGGUUCUGGUUACCUCAUGAGAAGAAGGGCUAUCUCGCCUGCUGGAUCAUCAAGGAUAAUCAAUCAUCAGCAACAACCAGCACCGAUCAAGACCCACAAGAUCUCGCCUCAACAUCUAACGACCAGCAACUCGUCGAGGUGGGGUGUGUCGACGAUAAGACGCGGACGGUCAAACUCGACAUACUCGAGAAGAUGAACCCGCCAAAAUUCGACAAGGUAGAAGAUAUCGCCGACCUCACCUUCCUCAACGAACCUAGCGUCGUCCACAACCUCAGACAACGCUACGAAGCCAAGAUGAUCUAUACUUACUCUGGACUCUUCCUGGUGGCCAUCAACCCAUAUCAUCCACUGCCAAUCUACACCCCUCAAGUGAUCUCUCAGUACAAAAACAAGCGACGCGAAGAAAACCCACCUCAUGUCUACGCCGUCGCUGAGAGAUCCUGGCAACACAUGCUAGGCGAACGCGAAAAUCAAUCGAUCCUGAUCACCGGUGAAUCGGGAGCCGGGAAGACUGAGAACACCAAACGGGUGAUCUCCUAUCUGACCGCGAUCGCCAGUGCUCACAAGUUCCCAGCAUCGGGUAGUGAGAAUAGCAUGGCUGAAAGCAAUCGGCCUACCCUGGGAAGCCGGUCAAAUACCAGUACCCGGGUCGAAGUGGUCGAUCUGGUCGGUAAGAGACUCGGUAAACUCGAGCGCCAAAUCUUACAAGCCAACCCGAUCUUAGAAUCCUUCGGCAAUGCUCAAACGGUUAGAAAUAAUAACUCGUCCCGAUUCGGGAAAUUUGUCAGAAUCGAGUUCAACGCGCUUGGAGCUAUCUCAGGGGCAAAUAUAGAUUGGUAUCUACUCGAGAAAUCCCGAGUCACCUCUCGCAGCGAGAAAGAACGGACGUUUCAUAUCUUCUAUCAGCUUUUGAUCGGGUGUAGCUCGAUGGGAUCAGGUGGCGGUGGAGACGAGGAGCUAGCUGAAAAGUUAUUGCUCAACAGCACCGACCCCAAAGAUUAUGACUAUCUGAACAAAACCAAACUAGUAGUCGAUGGCAUGGACGAUCUAGAGGAAUGGAAGAACCUUCGAGAGAGUCUUAACGUGGUCGGGUUGAGUCCCGAGGAACAAGUCAAUCUGUUUAAGAUCAUUUCGAUCAUUUUGCACAUCGGAAACAUCACCGUGCAGUCCGAUCGAUCUGAUGUGGCUUACAUCCAUACUGGCACAGAGAAUGAAUCCUUGGCAAACCUCGAACAGGCGUUUCAUCUGUUAGGAUUGCCCAAUCUGGAGGAGUUCAAGAAGAGUAUUCUUCGCCCCAAGAUCAAGGCUGGUCGCGAGUUUGUCACUCAGCAACGUAAUGCGAAGCAGGUCAAGGAGGAACUCUCUUCGCUGUGUACCACUCUUUACGAGAAAUCAUUCGGUAAGCUCAUCGACAAGAUCAACGCCAUGCUCGACAAGAGCAACAAGGGCAACCAGAACAGUCUCUCCUCUUUUAAAUCGACCUUCAUUGGCGUACUCGAUAUUGCCGGUUUCGAAAUCUUUGAGACCAAUGGCUUCGAACAGCUCUGUAUCAAUUACACUAACGAACGUUUACAGCAAUUCUUCAACCACCACAUGUUUGUACUAGAGCAGGAAGAGUAUUCCAAGGAAGAUAUAGACUGGGACUUUGUCAACUUUGGUCUUGACCUUCAACCUACGAUCGAUUUGAUCGAAUCUUCAUCCGAUCCGAUCGGCAUUCUAAGCUGCCUUGACGAGGAAUGUAUCAUGCCUAGGGCUACCGAUCUCACGUUCACCGAAAAGCUGAUGGGUCUGGUGGCGAAGAACCCCAAUCCAAAGUUUAUCAAAUCUCGCUUCAAUUCCACCGCCGGUUUCAUCAUUCAACAUUACGCCGGUCAAGUCGAAUAUCGUACUGAAGGCUGGUUGGAAAAGAACAAGGACCCGCUGAACAGCAAUUUGACCAACGUACUGGCAAGCUCUAAUGAUAAGUUCAUCGCCACUCUAUUUGAGGAGUAUCGAGACCCUAGCAGCGACCCAACUGGUCCUGCCACGGGUGGCAUGAAUCCCGACGCGGCUGGUGGACAGAUGGCAGGUGCUGGAAAGCGUCGCGGCGUGAAACGCGGCGCGUUUCGGACCGUCGGUCAAAGGCACAAGGAGCAGCUCACCUCGCUGAUGAACCAACUCCAAUCCACCCAACCUCAUUUCGUCAGAUGUAUUGUUCCCAAUCCUGACAAGCGGCCCGGCGUGAUCGACGUGAAGUUAGUACUUGAUCAGCUGCGUUGUAACGGUGUCCUCGAGGGUAUUCGGAUCGCUCGUUUGGGUUAUCCCAAUCGUCUGCCGUUCAUCGAGUUUCGUCAACGCUAUGAAGUCUUGACGCCUGGCAUCAUCCCAAGUGGAUAUCUGGACGGCAGGAAGGCCUGUAUCCGGAUGCUCGGUUCCCUAGAAUUGGACGAAUCAGUUUACAAGAUCGGCCUGACCAAGGUUUUCUUCAAAUCUGGCGUUCUGGCCGAGCUUGAAGAACGUCGAGAUGAGUAUCUAUAUGAGAUCUUCACCAAUCUACAGGCCAACUGUCGAUCGUUUAUUCACCAAAGAAAGAUGAAGAAGAUCUUGAACAAGGCGAUGUCGAUUCGAACUAUCCAACGGAACGCAAGGAUCUACAAUGAGUUGAAAUCUUGGCCAUGGUGGCAGCUCUAUACCCGCGUCAGACCUCUACUGGCGGCUACUCGAGAUGACAAUGAGCUGCGGAAAAAGGCAAAUGAAUUGAAUCAACUCAAGGAGAAGAAUGAGAAAGAGAGGCAAGAGAGAGAGAAGCUUGAGGCGAUGAAGAACGCGGUCGAGUUGGAGAAGCAGAAGGUCGAGAACGAGUUAGAACAGGAGCGGCUGGUCAGUUUAAAUAAAGAAGAACAACUGAUUCGCUCCAAGGAGAUGGAAAUGGCUUUGGUGGAGGAGCUAGAGGCAACACGAAAGGAACUAGAGGCACUUGAGGAUCAAUUCGAGAACGAGGUAAAACUGCACCACGUCACUCAGGUAGCCGUCAAGGAGAUGGAUAAUCGGAAAGAGGAUCUCAGUAAGCAAAUUGCUGAGCUAGAGGCUCAACAGUUGAAAUGGGUCGAUGAUGAGCGCCGGUUGAAGUCCACGAUUAGUGACCAACAACACUUGAUCGAGAAACUUGAGAAGGAAAAGGAUGAAUUACACCGAGUACAUGAAGACCUCAAACGACAACAAGCGGAAAGCGAAGAAGAUCUAGAACGCAACGAAAAAAGGCUCAAGAUGGUGAUUGCUGAACUGGAAGGCAAAUUGGAAUUCGAAAAUGAUUCGACUCUCAAGCUCAAAAAUAAGAUUGAGCAACUUGAAAAGGAUUACAUGAACUUGAAGAUUCAAUUAGGAGAGAUGAAGAAGACCAUCAUGGAAUACGAGUCCAAGUUGAAGCACAAGGAGGCUGAAGCGGUCGGUUUGGAGAAUCAGAAAUCUAUGGUCCUCAAGGAAAAAGAAACCAACCUCAAGCGGACCAAGGAACUAGAGAUCCAAGUCGAAUCCCUGGACCAACAACUUGCCGAUUCCAGAGGUGAAAUCCAGCAGCAUAUCCACCAUCAACAGUCGAUCAGCAAAGAGCUUGACGAGACCCGAGCGCUCUUGGAGACUAAGUGUAGUGAGGAACAUAUGAUGUCUCAAGUCUCAAAAGCUCGAGAGGAGGAACUGGCCAAGUUCAGAGAACAGCAGAAUCAACUGUUGGGUGAAAUGUCGGAGAUCAAACGGCAAGGUAACCAAGCUGUGGCGGACAUCAAGUCGGAUCGUGACGAAGUGCGGCGACAGUUUGAAUCGGCUACUCAAGCACACAAAGAAGCCACCGAGCGAAUUACAGCUCAAACUCAGAAAAUCUCGAAUCUCGAGCUCACAUUGCAAAAAGCCGAUCGAGCAAAACAGGCAGUCGAGAUUGAGCUCCAAGAGAUCCGAUCAAAACAUUUAGAGGCAACCGAUUAUCUCGACAAGACGAUUAAGGAGAAAGAGGGCCUUGAGAAACAAUUGUCGGCUAGUGUCUUGAAAUUUCAAGAUAUGGAGGAUGCGAUGCUGAAGAUUGAAAGGGAAAGAUCUGCAUGGAGUCGUCAGGUCGAAGAUCUGAAAUCGAAGUUGGAGGUCGAAUUAACGAAGCGCGUCGAACUAGAACAUGAUAAUCUGACUUUAGAGAAGGAUCUUAAAGUCCAUAAAGAUACCGUAUCAGACCACGAGAAGAAUUCGGCUAGCUUGCGGAAAGAACUGACGCUCAAGAAUCAAGAGUUACGUAAGGCCAUCUUAUUGCAAGAUAAGACGAUCGUCGAACAUGUUCACGUCCUGGAAGAAGCCAAGAAAUAUACCGACCGACAACUAAGUGAAGCCCAAGCAUUGCUCAGAGAUCAAACUGGACAGUUGAAAUUACUUGAUCGGACGGUUGCCAGAUUGAAGGGAGAAGCUGAAGAUCUAACGAGAGAGCUGCAGAAGGAGAAGGCCCAAAAUCGACAAUCUCAUGCCCAGCAUCGUCGCGUCAGUGGGGCAAACGAUAAUAAGAACGAGGUCCAUCUUCUGAAACUCAACCUUGACAAAGAAAAGGUCGCUCGAACUCAAGCUGAGGCUAAUGUGAGGAAGCUGCAGGCUGAGCUGAAGUCAGCUCAAGAAGGGGUCACUAGCAUGGGUAAUGUUGGACGACGUUCGCAUGCGGAGAGUACCGAAAUGAGCGGGACGGCCAAGAAGGAGUAUGAGAAUCGGAUUGCAGAUCUGGAACGACAACUGCAUGAAAGGGAUGCGAUUCUGAACAAGGCAACGAUCGACCGGGUGAAGAAACAGGUCGAACAACGUUAUACCGAUCUUAUUCAGAUGGUCAAGUCCGACCCCAAUAAGACUGAGAACGAACUCAAGAACAAACUCUUGGCAGAGUUACAACAAGCUAACCAGGAGUUAGAGGACGAGAUGGCUUCCUCUCUUGAUUCAUUAGGUCGACCGGUGAUCGAACCGAUGAAAAGCUUCGCCAAUGGGGCAGCUUUCAAGCGCAACCACGGUCGACCUGGCUCGGUGGCCCGGAUGUCGCGAGAGAUCGACCAGAAUGCGCUUGGGCAAGACCGCUUCAAGAUGAUCCAACUGGAGGAGACGAUCCGGAAGCACGAGCGGGCCAACCAUGACUUGCAGGCAGACUUGCAGGUGAUGAGUAUCCAGCAGAUCAAGUCGGGCGUCAUCCGGAACCAUCUUGAGUCCCAGUUAAGCGGCCUGUUAAAGAUCCUGAAUAGCGAGGACUCCAACUCUUCUAUCACCAUCGAGGAGAUCAAGCGCAAGUUGAACGUCGAAAAUGAGCAGCUACAGGAACUUUUGAAGGAAGAAAUCGAGGCUAGAAGUCUUGCUGAACAGUCCCGCUUGAAAGGAAGUCAAAACCUCAAAGAGAUCCAAAACUCGCUCACUAACUCCAUGGAUGAUAGGUUCUCUAAGCUGGAAUCUAAUCAAUUUAACCUCCUCUCUCAAAACCGGGCCAGUGUUCACGAACUCGAAAACCAGAAGAGCCGCAUCAAUGAACUCCAACAAACUAAGACCAUGUUAGAAACAGAAUUAACGGAUUACAAGCAGAGAUGUGAACACUAUGCUCAGAUGAUCGAGCAAGAAGCGGAGGAUAAACGACAGAUGCUGGCCGAGUUACAGGAGGCUCAGAUCGAAAGGGCUUCCUCUGGCGACCUCGAGAACGCCUUGGUUUCUUGGAAGCAGAAAGCUGAUCAGUACCGGGAUCGGGUCGAGGCAGCUGAGGUAGCCCGGCUCAAAGCAGAGAAAAGCGAAACCUUUGCCAAGGUUUCUCUUACUGACAGCGAACGAAGAAGGGCUGAGGCGGCGGAAGACAGGGAGGCGGCCGAGCAACGAGCCCGAGUGGCUGAGCAGAGGGUGCGAGAGUUGGAAGCCUACUUGGAGGACGAAGGCGGGGACUUCACGAAAGCUCAGAGGGAGACCGAGCGGACACUUGCCGAGUUGAAUGAGCUCAAGGCCCAGUAUGAUCGAGCUAUGAAUGACCGAGAUUAUACGGUUGAAGCAACCAGGCAGCGGUUUCAGCACGAACUGGAAAAUCUUGCAAAAGAGCUGGAAUCGGAAAGAGAACGAACGAUGAAGGUCAGAGAGGAGGUUCGGCAACUGCGUACUGAGCGGGAUGAGCUGCAGAUCCGUAACGACGAGAGGCACUACUCGAGAGGAGGGUUCAGUAAGGAAAAAGAAAGACUAGAGACCAAAGUACAAGAUAUCAGCAAAGCCUACGACGAGGCAGUUGCGGCCCAAGCAGAGCAAUCCUCUCAGAUCGUCACUCUGAUGAGCCAAGUGCGCGACUUGAGGGCGGCCAGAGACGAGGCUGAAGCCGAUCGGGCGGCCCUAGUGACAGCCAAGAAAUCUUUAGAGCAGCGCUUGGAGGAGAUCGGAUCGGAAUUCCUUUCGGCUAAUUCAGGUCGAUUAUCAAACGAUCGAGUAAUGCAGACUCUGCAGCAGGAGCGUAGCGACCUGAAGAGACAGUUGGAGGAGAAAGAAGACUUGUUUUCGGUGGCCCUUGAACGCCAGAAGAAAGCCGAGGCCUUUGCGAACGAUUGUCAGAUGGAAGCCAAUCGAGAGAGGUCCGAAAGCUCAGAAUUGUUGAAAGCCAAUACUGAGUUGGAACGGAAGAUCAAGUUAUUGAACCUGAAGAUUGUUGAUCUAGAAACCCGCUCGAUGACCUCAUCCCCACGCCAACUCAAUUCACAACAGAACCGAAACAAUCUGAGCGUGAUCGAGCCGAAGCAGUACGAGGAAGUGCUCAACCAGCUCGAGCAGGAGAAAGAGAACUUGAACAAGCUCGCCAAGAAAUCCGAACGGAGCCUUAAAGAUCUCGAGUUCAAAUUGGUCGACUCUGAUCGCUCUAAAAAUCGCCUCCUAGACGAAAUCAAAAACUUCGAAAAUAAGCUGUUCAGCUUGAGGAAGUUAAAUUCAGACCUGCAAUCUUCUGAAACGGAGUCCCAGCUGGCUAAACGAAGGGCUGAACGCGAAGUAGCCGAUCUACAAGAAAAGAUAUCAAGGCUUCAAGUUGAGUUGGAAAGGUAUAAAUCCAUGGGCCUCCUCAGUCGCUCUCCAGGUCCUCCUAGAAGGACGUGA
Molecule: messenger RNA, 7263 nt
Organism: Puccinia triticina
Lineage: Eukaryota; Fungi; Basidiomycota; Pucciniomycetes; Pucciniales; Pucciniaceae
Exons: 18
Coding region: 1-7263 (2420 amino acids)
Biological process (GO): vesicle transport along actin filament; actin filament organization
Cellular component (GO): cytoplasm; actin cytoskeleton; vesicle
Molecular function (GO): ATP binding; actin filament binding; microfilament motor activity
Source: RefSeq, a predicted model, not a curated record